AUGACUGAGUCCCAAAUAAAUAAUAUAGCCAGAUUUUUCGUUUGCUGUCCCUUCCAGCAACUGAUACCCUUUGUGGAGGAUGACAGCUCAAAACACGAGGAUCGCUCAGCCGGCCAGAGCCGCCCAGCCACGGAGGAGAGGAGGGAAAUCCUGGAGGUCAACAAGAAGUUAAAGCAGAAGAACCAGCAGCUGAAGCAGAUUAUGGACCAACUCCGCAACCUCAUCUGGGAGAUCAACUCCAUGCUGGCCGUCAGGAGCUGAGCCACACAUGCACAUUCAUAUAAAAAACACACACACACACACACACUCAUACAUAUACUAAUGGACAGGAAGAUACGGUCAUUAAAUGGACGUGUGACAGGGUACCACAGACUGGCUGAGACUGCACUUUACAGAAGAAAUAGGGACUUAGAAAUGGGGACUUUGGCAAUAUGAACCCAUAUCCUGAAGAAGACGUGAAAGAGUAGAAGGAAAAACGAGAGGAGAGAAAUGAAGAAGAAAGGGCUUGACAGCACAGGGAGGUGAGGGGAUACCCAAUAAAACACUGGGAGGAGGGAGGGUGCUGAUGACAUCAGCGUGGGUGAUGGCAGAAAAUAUUCUGUCUACCUCGAUAUUCUACAUUUUAAUCAGCAUUAUGACAUGACUCUUCAUGAUAUAUCAACUCUGAAGAGUUGAUAUAACAUGUUUUAUCUAUUGGUAGGCACUAGCUCAUUAGAGGGUUUAUGCCUGUAUAGACACAUUGAUAUAUUCUAUUUAAUCCUCAAAUUGUUGUUACUUUCAUAGUAUUAGAAUAAAGUCCUAAAUUUAAAUGACAAAGACACUGUGGCAAAAUUAUGAGUCGUAUUCUUCUUAUAUUGAUCGGACUUUUCUAUGUGAUGUAAUAUAUAAAGUCACCAAUGUUAAUUUUAAUGUUCUACUCUGAUUUGACUUGACCUGUCAUCAUGAUGCCUUCUUAAGGGUUCUGCUGAACUAUAAAUCUUGCUGUGAUUUUUGAAAAAAAAAUCAA
This is a messenger RNA of Micropterus dolomieu (smallmouth bass), 1006 nucleotides long. RefSeq names its product mediator of RNA polymerase II transcription subunit 30-like. The record is from RefSeq and is a predicted model, not a curated record. The transcript has 3 exons. Gene Ontology annotation, molecular function: transcription coregulator activity. Lineage: Eukaryota; Metazoa; Chordata; Actinopteri; Centrarchiformes; Centrarchidae. Gene Ontology annotation, biological process: positive regulation of DNA-templated transcription. The coding region runs from base 1 to 261 and encodes 86 amino acids. Gene Ontology annotation, cellular component: mediator complex.